AAACACCAAAAACAAAAUUUUGGGUCUUUAAUGCAAAAACAAGUCACCUUUGUCAGAGUCAAGUCUGAAGUUUUAAAAGUUUGUUUUUGUUUAAUUAAUUGAUUACCAAGAUGCAAAUGCCAAAAUCAAAUAUAAAAGAAAAAUUCUUAAAAAAACAAAUAUAAAAAUAAAUAUAAUAAUACAUUUUUUAACAAAGCAAUUAGGCCUGCUGGAAAGCGAGUGGGUAGAUAGUUAUGAUUAAAAUAAAUAUUUGAUCAUCAGAAGUUGUCAUUUAAAUACCUUGUGGGGACACCUUAACAUGGCAGUUUGUGUUUCUACUGUUUUUUUUUUUAUGACCUGACAGUGACGUCCUGAAUAAAACAUAAAUAAAUGUAAAAACAAUCAGUUUUGAAAUCUCAAAACCAGGUUUCAAGUCCUUAAGGUUGAGUCUCAAGUCCCCAUCUCUGCUACUAAAUGGGGCCCUCAAUACAUGAACCAAUCCAGUGGCUUAUUUUAACUUAAAUAACAAACACCAUCUAAAACCCACAUUCAUGAAACCUCUUCAUAAGUCAUGAUGACUAAACUCUUCUCGUCUGUGGGUCCAGGCCAGGCAGCUCCAACCUCUCGAGGCUCACUCACAGGCGGCUGUUGCGCAACACACACUGUUCCUCCCUGGAAACGGAUCAGUCACAAGGAAGGACCCACACCCCUGAGCUCCACUUCCCCGCGUGGCUCAGGGCGUAGCUGCCUCUUCUCCUCUGCUCCCAGAUCUCCAGUCCUCCUGGCCCCGUCAUCUCCCGAGUCCUUUCCUCCACAGUGGAUUCAUGCGCAGCUCUCGCCCUCCUCCUCGGUCGCCAUGCAGAACAACCACCACAAGGAGCGCCUCUACAAGAUCCUGGUCAUAGGAGACCUCGGGGUGGGUAAGACCAGCAUCAUCAAGCGGUAUGUCCACCACAACUUCAGCCCCAACUACCGAGCCACCAUCGGGGUGGACUUCGCUCUCAAAGUCCUCAACUGGGAGCAGGAGACGGUGCGCCUGCAGCUGUGGGACAUCGCAGGUCAGGAGCGGUUUGGUAACAUGACCCGCGUGUAUUACCGCGAAGCCAUGGGGGCGUUCAUCGUGUUCGAUGUGACACGGCCCGCCUCCUUUGAGGCUGUCACCAAGUGGAAGGAGGACUUGGAUUCCAAAGUGACUCUUUCCAACGGGAAACAUGUAGCUACGGUGCUACUGGCUAACAAAUGUGACCAAGGUCAGGAUGUACUGACCAAUAACGGAAUAAAGAUGGACCAGUUCUGCCAGGAGAACGGCUUCGUGGGAUGGUUUGAGACGUCUGCCAAGGAGAACAUCAACAUUGAUGAAGCAGCGAACUGCUUGGUGAAGCACAUUAUUUCCAGUGAGAACGACAUGCUCCAGUCAGAGGUUCCUGACACCAUCACCCCUCAGUUGGAGAAGGACAAAGGCGGGACUUGCUCCUCCUGCUUCCGAUCCCAGUAACCCUCCUGCCUGACAGUUGGACACCUUUUUUUUGCAUCUCAUUUCACACAAAGUCAAGCUUGUGUGGGAGUAAGUGGAAGAAGCCUUUUUGUCCAGUUUUUGAGGAGGAUGGCACAAGCUCCAGCUCUCUUCCUGUCCAGCAGGCCGAGGCGGCGGUGGCGGUGGGAGGGUAGAGGUUGCUGGCUAAAGGAAUGGAUGGAUGGAGACAGAAAGAGGGAGAUGGAUGCAGCUGUGUGCACUUGUCAAAGCCAAGGUCACCCCCCACCACCCUCCUCUUCCUCGGCUGCAAGCUUUGACAGUGCCACUUUGGUUGCCAUGGUGACACAGUUAACACAUGCACACUGAGAGAAAGACUACUACAUAUACAUGCCAUAAGUAAUUGCCACAUCUACAGCGCUCUUUGUUAUAUUCUAAGGUUUUCACUGCUGACAGACAAUUGUUCUCAAAAAAUUGACCUAAAUUAAAAGAAAGAAAUAAGAAACCUUCCAUCAUUUUUCAGAAGACCACAUGUGUUGUUUGAUUUUAUGUUUGUUGCACCAAUAUAGCACAUAAUAUGGAUAAUAUUAAAGUGCCUUUUUCAACACCGGGCAUGAUAUUUAAUGUCUUAACCAGAUAUCUUUAUGACAUAUUUAUUAGUGCACUUAAAAGUGCAUGUUGUGUUUUUUUUCCUCUCUUUUAUUACUGAGGUAGGAUUAAACUCAUUACACUGAUAAGAUAUUUAAACUUUUAUUGUAAACAUGAAUGACUGUGUAUUAAUGAAAGCUGCAUUACGGCAACUACUGUGUCUUUAUUACUAUAUUUUCUGCACUAUAGGGCGCACCAGAUUAGAAGGCACACCAUCAGGGAAUGAUCUAUUUUCAAACUGAUGUCCGAACUAUAAGACGCAUGAAACGAGAAACGAACGAGUUAAAUCUGUCAGUCAGUCAGCCUUUAUUCACUGUGUUCACAGUAACUCCAGAACAUUGUUACAUGCUACGUGUUACCCACAUUGGCGUAUUCACAGUGUAUGCAAAUUUUGUUUCCAACAUGUAAUAAAACUAGACUGAUACCACUAACUACUGUAACUCCCAACCUGGUUAGAAACUCGUAAAAAAUACACAGUCCGACACCACAAAACAUUAGCACCAUUAGCAUAUCAAAAAAAAUACCCAACCAAACAUUUUGACAGAGCCGUGCACCCCUCGACAUCAGUAACCAGGAUUAAUCCAUAUAAAGUAAGAUUAGAGUCAGAGACAAGUCCGCCAGUCAGUCAGACUUUAUUUGCUGCGUUUACCUCUAGAACUUGUCUGUAACACAGUACACAUUACCCACACAAUAGUUGCAACUCCCUACCUUAUUUGUAACACGUAAAAAACACAUUCCAACACCGCUUCACAUUAGCGUAUUUUCAAUAACACCAAACUUUGUUUGCAACUCGUACUAGAAUUAAUCCACAUAUAAGGUGCUCUUCAGUCUUUCUUGUAGGUGUGCCUUAAAGUGCUGAAAAUACAGUAUUCUUGUGGUUUUGUCCUCACUUUGAAUUUCACUGUGAAAUAGUUGAGAGUAAACAUGCAGACGAUGAUCUACAACAAACUGACAGACCAAAGUUGUUUGAAAGAUGUUCAUAUAAUUAAAAGUAAUUUUGUUCAGCUGUAAUUUGCCUGCAAACGUCACCUUUAUGGAGUUUUUAUUACAGAAACAAUGGAAAAGGUAUUACUAUGACGCUUAUGAUGGAUCUCGGGCAUUGACGUCACCCGUAGAAAAUUGUUUACGUCCGGCUCUAACACAUGAAGUCAUUUUAGUCGCCAUGUUUUCCAUGAAACAGAUGCUGCCAUGUUGGAGCCAGACAACGUCUUUAAUAAGUAGUUAAUGGCUCGAGUUGGUCUGAGUUUCUAUGGCAACCACUCUGGCCAAUCAUCGAAUUUGUUGGAAGUUCAGACCACUACCAUUUGAAAGCAUGCUAUAUGAAAUCUGUCAAACGUUUGAUAGUUGGACGAGGGGACCAACACCUCCUUUUAUUCAGGCAUUUGAUUAGCCAGUUUAUAACAAGUAAAACUUGCACUACAGCAGAAGAACAUAAUUACAGAAAUUAGGAUGAUAAAGAACAGGUUUAAAAAAAGAUAGUAAGGCAAGAAUGGUUAUUCUGAUAAAUAGAAUGACUAAGUAAUAGAUGUCUAUUUCUCUAUGGAAGACUAUAGGAUUUUAGCUUCUUGGAGCCGGUGGGUACUUCCUGUUUGGCCCCCUCCCCACUGGCGUUCCAAUCAGUCCAGUUCUCAUCUGCAGUCAACAGGCAGACAGAUAAACUGAACUCUCUUAGAGUUGUAUGGUGCUGUCCUCAAAGUUUUUGUGCAUUCCUUUUCACUGCAGUGAGAGUAUUCCUUCUGAAUUGCUGCACAGGAAUCAAGGAGCUCUGAGCAAGGUGCAUGGCGCUGCCAUCAUGCACUACUCAUCCAAAAGAUUCCAUAACAGAAUAAUUACUGCAUGGAAUGUUGUGUGUCAGCUGGCAACAGGUUAUUUAACCACAACUUAAAGCAGCUUCUUAUUUCUCAAACAGCUGUGCUAAAAGGCGCAUCCAGUGCGCGUGGAACAGAUCUUCAUUUAAUUAAGAUUAGCCCAAAAAAAUCUUGAAACUAAGAUAAGGACUGUAGAAUGAAGUUUUUAUAGACUGGAGAGACAGGUGAGAGCCUUCCUCUACCAGGAGGACUUGUUUUAGAAAAAAAAAUCGUAACUGCAGAGAUCAGAGAGUCCUCAGAUCUUUAGUGGAACAUAAUGUAGGAAAAACCCAAAACCCAAAACUUUAUUUGUACUAAACAGUUAAAAGUAUAAUUACUUUCAUGUGCACACUGCAAAAGACAGUCGAGAUCCAUAAUGGACAGCUGUGCAACCUCAACCCCAGGGAACCCACCAGUUUUGAUCCAAACAAGGAUUGGUCACCACAGAGUGCAGACUGACGUCCAGUAGAAUCUGUUUGAUCUGCUGAAAAAAAAA
Messenger RNA from Oryzias latipes (Japanese medaka), 4441 nucleotides. It is a transcript of the gene rab38a, whose product is annotated as RAB38a, member RAS oncogene family. Gene Ontology annotation, molecular function: GTPase activity; GTP binding. NCBI's taxonomy places the organism in Eukaryota, Metazoa, Chordata, Actinopteri, Beloniformes, Adrianichthyidae. Gene Ontology annotation, biological process: phagosome-lysosome fusion; endosome to lysosome transport. The record is from RefSeq and is a predicted model, not a curated record. Gene Ontology annotation, cellular component: lysosome; Golgi apparatus; trans-Golgi network.